Molecule: messenger RNA, 8029 nt
Organism: Salmo salar (Atlantic salmon)
Lineage: Eukaryota; Metazoa; Chordata; Actinopteri; Salmoniformes; Salmonidae
Product: sickle tail protein homolog
Cellular component (GO): cytoplasm
Source: RefSeq, a predicted model, not a curated record
GGAGGAUAAGCCCAGGAGGCCCUGUCAGGAGAAGAGUACACCUUCCAGGGAGCUGUUAACUUUUCCCGCCCCCCUCUCUCUCUCUCCUCCUUCUCCCCUUCUGCCUUCUCAAAUGUACCCUCCUCCCUCUGGCUGCCCAACCCAGCCUACCUGCUCCAGUCAGGACUCGCAGAGCCCAGUGGGAGACACACACACACACCGAGAAGCCGGAAUACUCUACUGUUUACCACGGACCUGGCACUAACAGAAUCUAAGAGAGACAGAUAGACUGAGAGUCCCAGACACCCAGCCUUCCACUGACUUCCAGCAGGAUGUCUAAAGCUUCACGGCUGGCUCGACCAUCCUCCGCCGGGGCUGGCUCCAAGCUGUCGUCCUCCCGUAAGGAGGCUCCUGGUGGGGCCCGAGCCCGGGUGGUGAGUGUAGGGGAGAAGCUGAUGAGGGCCGGCAGCGACGGGACCCUGACCAAGCAGAGGGCCCUGGCUGCAGCCGCCCCACCUGCACUGCAACAGGCGGACAAACAGCAGCCCCAGAUGCAGUCUCAGACUCAGACCCAGUCCCAAAGCCAGGCACAGACUAUGGACAUGGUGGCCCAACCCAAGAGCAGAAUCAGCCCACCUAAAGCCUCAGCCCUUCCACAGGGCUCUAUGCACAAGCAAACCAAAAGCAACCUAAAGGUGACCGCCCCGGAGGACUCCGAGCACCUGAGCAGGAGGCAGGGCCCCCCGAAUGGGACCCCCACCCGGGCCCAGGACCCCAAAGGUAACAGCAGCCGCAACGUCCCCCGCAGGCACACGUUAGGGGGGGCACGCAGCUCCCGAGAGAUCCUGGCCAUGCAGCCCUCGGACAUGGACAAGAAGAGGGAGGCCUUCCUGGAGCACCUGAAACAGAAGUACCCUCACCACGCCUCAGCCAUCAUGGGCCACCAGGAGAGGCUCCGGGAACAGGUUAGUGACGAACAGUCCUUACAGGGCAUGUUGUCUUCUCUCCAUUCUGAGCUUGACAUUCAGAGGUACUUGCUGAAAAUCCAAUUUCUCCACACAAGCAGAAGCCCUAAACACGGCCUUAGCAGCUCCAGUGUAGGGGACCAGGCUGAGCACCUCUCCCUGGCCUCCCUGGAGUCUCUGGACACCAUGUCAGAGGCUGAUGCCCCCACCACCUUCACCAGAGGCAGCCGCUCCCGCGCCAGCCUGCCCGUAGUGCGCUCCACCAACCAGACCAGGGACCGCUCGCUAGGCGUGCUGUACCUGCAGUACGGAGAGGAGACCAAGCAGAUCCGGAUGCCCAAUGAGAUCACCAGUGGCGACACCAUCAGGGCUCUGUUUGUGAGUGCCUUCCCCCAGCAGCUCACCAUGAAGAUGUUGGAGUCUCCCAGUGUGGCCGUCUAUGUCAAAGAUGACAUGAGGAACAUGUACUACGAGCUUACUGACGUCAGGAAUAUCACGGAUCACUCCUGCCUGAAGGUGUACCACAAGGACCCCGCACAAGCCUUCAGUCACGGCCCAAGACCCACCAACGGCGAUGCCAGGAUGCACAGAGAGGUGAUGUAUGGCAGCAGAGAUGGCCAGCACCCCCCAAUGCGACAGCUCUCCAUGGGCCCCCCUCCACACCACCCCAUGCAGGGCUCCCUGUCCCCACCCACGGCCCACUCCCUGCCCCCCUCGCCCUCCCGGAUCCCCUUCGGCCCGCGCCCGGGGUCCAUGCCCGGCACUGCCACCAUGCCACGGGAGCGCAUCUCCAACGCCACCCCUCCCGCACGAUCCGAGUCCCCCUGCCCCAGCGCCAUCCUGGAGAGGCGGGACGUCAAGCCCGACGAGGACCUGAGUGCUAUGAGUCCCAGCCUAUUGAGGGGUGGAGAGGGGCUGUAUGCCGACCCAUACUUGCUCCUCAACGAGGGGAGGAUGGGCCACGGCCUUGCCCAUGGAGGGCACCCUCCUGCUGGGGACAUUGUGGACCAUGGCAGCCUGGCUGGAUACCACCGUGUCUCUAUCCGCUCCACAGGCUCCUACAGCGGGCCCAGCCCCACCGAGGCCAUGGAACAACCGUCACUCUACCGCCAGAAGUCCAGGAAGUACGGAGACAGCCAGCUGCCUACGCUGGGCUCCAAGACCCCACCCCCCUCACCCCACAGGAUGGCAGAGGUGAGGAUGAUUGACAUCCACGGGGCGCCACCCCCUCCCAGCGGCAUUCCCCAAGAGCGCUCCUCGCCCGUUCGCCAGUCCUUCAGGAAGGAGGAAGUGGUGAAAAGCAGAAGCAGCAUGGCGUCUCCAGUUGUCCCAGACCUCCAGGGUGGUCACGGCCCUAUCCCGCCAGCCAACGACCCCCAGACACGAGAGCGAAUGAAGGCUAUGGAGCAACAGAUUGCCAGCUUGACUGGUCUUGUUCAGCAUGCACUUUUAAAGUCCCCAAACACUAGUGGCACCAACGAGGCUCUCAGCGAACGACCCAUGAAGACAUCAAGACAAGCGUCUCCGGUUCAGAGUGCACACAGUGCAGGAGGUUCCCUUAUCCUAGCACCCAAAAGUGCCGCACUCCCCUCUGAGAGUGGCUCCACCCCUGCACUACCAGGCUCUGCCCCCUUUCAGGCCAACCUGUUCCAGUUCAAGAAGAAUGUCUCGGACCUUCGGCUGCAGCUCCAUCAGAUGAGACAGCUGCAGCUCCAGAACCAGGAGGCUCUAUGUGUGCAGCUGAAGCGGGCUGAGCAGGAGAUCAGUGUAAAGCUGGUGGAGGCAAUGAAACGUCUGGAAGACCCAGUCCAGAGACAGAGAGCCCUGGUGGAGGAGGACAGACACAAGUACCUGGGCUUGGAGGAGAGGGUAUUCAACCAGCUAGGGGAACUGGAGCAUUAUGUGGACACUCUGAAGAGGGAGACCAGCUCGGCGGGGGUUCACAGAGCUGUGACACUGAAGCAUGUGGAAGAGGGGGCUGUUAGCCUCAGGAGAGUGGGAGAAUCUCUGGCAGGACUCAGAGGGGAGUUCCCGCCGCUGCAGACCAGGAUGCGUUCGGUCCUGAGGGUGGAGGUGGAGGCAGUUAAGUUCCUCAAGGAGGAGCCCCACAAACUGGACAGCAUGCUGAAGAGAGUCAAGAGCCUCACGGAGACUCUCAGCAGCCUGAGGAGAUGUGCUACAACCUCAAUAGAGAGCAGCCCAGCCACCACCACCAUGGUGGACCCCGACCCCCCAGCGGAGCCUUCAGCCUCCCCCUCGGCUCUGCCCAAACCCCAGCUCUCCUCCAUCAGGUCCGAGGUGGUAAUGCCCUCCUGCCCCAUGGUCAUCCACCACGUCCAGAGUGCUCCGGUCCAUAUUCAGCAGUCCCAGCAGUCUGCAGCCCUGCUGGUCCAGCCCAGUCCCCCCACAACCCCCACCCACAGCCAGGGCCGGGACUCCCCAAGCUCAGCCAAGGGCUCCACAGGCACCGCCUCGUCCUCCAACUCCAACCCCUCCAGCCAGGGGGGAAGCCCUGCCCAGCAAAAGAAGACCCCUGCUGCCAAUGCUGCUGCCAACCAAGAGCUGCCCACCCAGGCUCCGGUCAAUAACAGCAGCAAUGGGACAGGGAACUUCUUCAUCGAGGAGAUUCACACCAAGAGCAGCAAGAGCAAAAACAGGGCCAUGUCUAUAAAGGCAGCAGAGAAGGAGUGGGAGGAGCGGAGGCAGAACAUGGGCCACUAUGAUGGGAGGGAGUUUGAGAGGAUCCUGGAUGAGGCCCAGGCCAACAUGAUGAAGGGCAUCCCCUGUCUGGAGGUGCCGAGCGAGGGGGAGGCCUCUACAGUGAUCCCUGCUGCCCUGGAGGACCAAGUGGAUUCCCCCAAGACUGUGGCGCCAACCACAGAAGAGACUCCGCCUGAGCCCAGCUCAGACAAACCAGCCAUAGCCAAGCCUGCUGGUCCUGAGAAACUCCCCAAGCCGGUACUAGAGAAGCCCACCACCAAGCCCACCACCCCUUCAGACAAAGUGGGCAAAGUCAGCUUGGAGGCCAGCAAGUCACCUCCCCCUCCUCCGCCCAGAAAGACCUUCCCCACCUCCAGCUCUGGAAUGACCACCACUCGGUCUGGAGAGGUGGUCUACACCAGCAGGAAUGAGUCUGCCUCGGGACAGGAGGAAGAGGAGGCUGAGGUCCCAGUCCCAGCUGCCCAGCGCAAACCCACCAAGAUCCCCCCAGAGACCACACCCUCCACCCCUGCCCCCGUUGCUGUCUCAGCCACCCACCAGGAGGAGGAGGAGGACGACGAGGGGGACAAAAUCAUGGCAGAGCUCCAGGUGUUCCAGAAGUGCACAGUUAAGGAUGUAGGGGUGAAAAGUAGUGUGGUAGAGACACACCCUACUCGAGUUGAGCCCCAGAUCAGAGAGCUAAGACCCGAGGACUUAUUGCCCCUCAAAGAGAAAAAGCAGAGCUCUGAGAACACCCGUGAGGACAAAGAUCCCAACACGGAUGAAAACGGAAACACCACCCCUCUUCGUCAGAGCCCUGGGGUCAUAUACUACGUAACUGGGCAGAUCUCCAAAGAGCAGCCACCACCCCUGGCCCCAGUGGAGGAGGCUCCUGAAUGCAGAGACAACCCAACACUGUCCCCCUCACAGGUGUUAAAUGUGAAUGCUAAUGACAAUUCUCCAAGCCAGCAGCCACAGCAGCCGCAACCGAAACCCCAGCAGUUAGGGCCACCUAUAUCUCCCAAGCCUCUGUUCUUGAAUUGCCCCAGCCCUCUGUCUCAGAAACAGGUGGUGAGCUCAGAAUCGUUGAAGACCAGCCCAGGAAUGGUAGAAGGGGUUCUGAAACACCCAACGGCCAACACUGUAGAUAAGCCUCAGAUAAGCACAGUCAAGAGACUUGAGUCUUCAGUCGUCCAGGAGUCCAGCAUUUCACUUAGUAAGAGUGUUGUGUUGCCCGCUGCAUUGCCUAAAGUCUCUCCACCAAUCACCAUAACAGAGGCUCCUAAGGCAGUGGUGUCUCCCACAGAGAAGGCCCUUAGUGAGGCCACCAAUCAACCCAGAGAUCAGCCCAGACCCAAGUAUGAGGAAAUGGAAGAGGAGGCCUUCCUGAGCCCUGACCUCCCUGGAGAGGAAGGCCCUCCGCCCCCAGACAACAUCGCCUUCAUGAUCACCAACACCAAGGUCCAGGCCCUGUCCUGUGGGGAAUACCAGGAGCUGGUCAAUGCCAAACGGGGCAUCCAGACUGUGACUGUGGGGGGGGGACCUGGGAACCGGGACAUGACCCACACCACCCCGGGCAGCGACGGCGGCAGCUCGGUGGGGUCGCAGGACGACAGCUUCAACAACAAGAAGCCGGUCAUCAUCAUCUUUGACGAGCCCAUGGACAUCCGCUCGGCCUACAAGCGCCUGUCCACGGUGUUUGAGUGUGAGGAGGAGCUGGAGAGCAUGCUGGCCGCGGAGCGCAUAGACGAGGAGGACGAGGAGUCGGAAGAGACAUGGGGGAGCAGCGGCGGACUGCAGGUAAAGGUCAGGCCCGAGGGGGGAGAGAGGGCGGCUGGUCCCAUGGCCGUCAAGGCCCCCAGCGGCGCUCUUUGCUCUUCCAGUAGUAGCUUGUCGCACUCUUCCUCCUCGUCUGCGGAGCUCACCGAAUCGUCCAGCGAAGGCAAGACAGACGGGAAGAAGAAGUUCAAGUUCAAGUUUCCCAAGAAGCAGCUGGCCGCUCUGUCGCAAGCCAUCCGCACAGGCACCAAGACAGGUAAGAAGACGCUGCAGGUGGUGGUGUACGAGGACGAGGAGGAGUCAGACGGCACAGUCCGACAGCACAAGGAGGCCAAGAGGUUUGAGAUCCAAAGCCGCUCCAAACAAUCUGUUCUUCCACCAGACAUGUCACCCAAGGCCCAGGCUCCAGCUGUAGUAAAGCGGGAGCAUUCAGAUUCCCAAGGCAGGACGGACGAGAUCCGGAAGAGCACCUACAAGACCCUGGACAGCCUGGAGCAGACCAUCAAGCAGCUAGAGACCACCAUCAGUGAGAUGGGCCCCGCAAGGCCCCACCAGGAGGAACCAGUGAGGAGUGCAGCCAGCGUGGAGCCCCAGGCUGGGUGUGUCUCGAAUGGGGAGAGUGGAGGCCUGAAGAGGUCCUUAUCACUCCCUUCUAAGAGUUCACUCCCCAAGGUCCCCCAGCCCAAUAAGCCCUCCUCUCUGAGGAAGAAGACCAAACCUCAGCUCCUCCCCAGGCCAGCCGCCCUCCCCACCGCCACCAUCACCCCCAGCCAACAGAACGCAACCAGUGUCGCUUCCCCUACUAGUCGGAUGCCAGUGCCCAUGUCUGCGAAGUCCAGGCAGUCGCCAGGGACUACUACUGACAAAGCAGGAAAACAGCAAAAGCUACAGGACAGCGCUCAGAGGCAGUUCCGACAGGCUAACGGAAGCGCUAAAAGAGCAGGGGAGGGUCAUAAAACUACUUCCCCUACUAUACCUGCCUCUAAAAUUCCUGCUUUUUAUCCUAGCUCUGCUAAAGGUAGCUCCUCCCAGUCUGCUCCAAACUCAGAUGCUACUAACCCUAUUAACCUUUUCCCCUCUUCCAACUCCUCCUCUUCCUUCCCCCACACCACCAAGUCCUCCAUCCCGUCCCCUUACGCCCCCCGCCACCCUGGCUCAGCCCUCCCCACCUCCUCCCACAUCCCCUCCCUCUCUAACGGUUCCUCCCUCAAACUCCCCAAGCCCUCUCACACAGGUAAAGCUCUCUCGUUUUCCUCGCAGACUCAAAACGGCCGAGCACCCUCCUCUUCCUUCUCCUCCUCCUCCCCCUCCCCUCUGUCGCCCACCCCGUUGGGCCCGGGUGUGAAGAGCAUCCGUACCAUACACACCCCCAGCUUCACCAGCUACAGGCCCCAGAAUGGCAGCAGCGGCAAAUCCUGCAUCCCAACCGCCACAGCAGCCAAGGACUCCACUUAGUACAGUAGCCCCGUUUGGGUUACUUCUCUCUCUCUCUCUCUCUCUCUCUCUCUCUCUCUCUCUCUCUCUCUCUCUCUCUCUCUCUCUCUCUCUCUGUCUCUGUCUCUGUCUCUGUCUCUCUCUCUCUCUGGAGCUAGAUAUAUUCAGUUUUGGUUUGUAUUUUGUUGUAAAAAGGGUAAUGGAUGCACUUCCCCAAAAAUUCAUAUUUCAAUUUGAUUUUUCACUGGCAUUCUCACACUGAUGCUUUGACUUCGUUUUAAGUUGCAUUUUCCCUUGGCUGAUGCUUUGAACUUGAAUCCUGGAUUUUAAAAAGGUGUAUUAGAGUACUGAGGAAAUGAUUUUAAAGAUUUUUAAAAAAGACGAUUUUUCUGACUAUCUAAGAAAAAACAGUUGAUGUACAAUCACUAUUACCGUGUAAAAAAAUGUGUUUUAUUUUUGAAAACCAGAGACUGGAUAACCAUAGUAUAUCUUCAUCUUACAUUAUUUCUUGUGUUCUCAUUCAGCAUAGCCCUUGUAAAUGCCUUUUAUGAAUGUAUACUGUAAGUAUACAGACGUUUAAAGUGGAAUUGCGUUGACUUGACUUCUAUUUUGCUAAGAAUAUUUUCUCAUAUAGUUAUCCAUGCACUGCCAAUGUAUUUUUAGGAGAUUUAUGAGGUAUGACAGUUAUUUCUGUAGUUAUUGUGCCUACUUGCCAAAGUUAUGUCAUUUCCUGACUGUGUUACUGUAAUCAUGACAUACCAAGUGGAAACUCUACACAUACACUCAAGGUGUGAUGGCUGAAGUCUUUACCUUCAAUAGCUUGACUGGAGGUCUAUGUUUCUUAACUUAAUGUUUAUUGAUGUCUAAAUGUAUACAGUACUAAAAACAAAAGAAAUUCACAAAAUGGUCUAGCAAGUGUACAUAAAUGCUUUUAAUAAGAACUUCAGUAGCUUUGUUAACAUACCAAAGUGUAUUUGUAUGCAUGCCUUUAAGAUACUUUAGGAGAGUGAUCAUGUUAAAAGAAGAAAUAAGUUUGCACAGAUAGAUUUUGUAAAUAUUUGGUUUGCUCUCAUUUUUGUAAAGCUUUAAACCAUACUACAUAAAAAGCGAUGUGGUAAAGAAUUGUGUUGGAAUAAAAACAAUAAAGGUCUGCAUGCUUGUAAUGCAUUUAA